AUGUCCUUUUUCGGAAGAAGGCAGAGGGGGAAAACGUCUAAAACGCCCAAAACAAGCAGAGGCAAGCCAACAUAUGUUGAAAUAGAAGAUGGCACGAUGCAUAGAGCUAGACGAACAGCCAGACCUAAGACCAAUGAAUCAGCUGACACAUGGACCACAACUUCGAGAACGACAAGCACAAGUCAAACGAGGAAACAUGAGACUGCAAGAAAACAAAGAUCGUCUAGAGCUGCAAAUCCAAGCACAAAUCCAGAAAAGCAAUCAAAUCAACGUCCCAAAAUUACUAACGAAACAAAAAUAGGAGAAGGCGCAUUUGGCGAAGUUUGGAGAGCCAACCAUUCAGUGUAUGGGAUUGUAGCCAUCAAACGCAUGGUAGUCUCAGAUAAUGAGAUAAGGAAGAUGGCCGAAAAGGAACUACAACUGUCAAGAGAAGUUAGUGGUCAUAUUAAUAUAAUUAAGCUUCGUGAUGGCUUCAGUCGAACUAUAGACAGUGUAUCUAAUGUUAUACUAAUAUUUCAAUUUGCCCCUGGGGGUGACUUGGAAGGAAGAAUCAAGCGGAGAACACUAUAUGAGGCUGAUAGAAUAAUUGUAAUAAAAGGCUCGUUGAAUGGGCUAAGGCACAUGCAUAGUCUUGAACUUGUGCAUGGGGAUAUCAAGCCAUCAAAUAUCCUACUUAUGGGAUACGAAAACGAAGAUGUAAUAGGAAGUGAUGUGAAGUUAUCAGAUUUUGGAAUGACGUCGCGCAUUUCAAAGGACCGAUACGCAGUAUCGGUCAGUAGAUUGGGCGGAGCAGUAUCAUAUAUAGCGCCAGAGGCCUGGGAAAGUAAUCUAACUUACGGAUUAGACGUUUGGGCUCUAGGAGUUACACUUUAUGAGAUGUUCAACGGGUUGGACAGCUUCCCAGUGACCAUGCCUAAGUAA
Messenger RNA from Fomitiporia mediterranea MF3/22, 921 nucleotides. Its product is annotated as kinase-like protein. The record is from RefSeq and is a predicted model, not a curated record. The transcript is spliced from 7 exons. Gene Ontology annotation, molecular function: ATP binding; protein serine/threonine kinase activity. Gene Ontology annotation, cellular component: cytoplasm. NCBI's taxonomy places the organism in Eukaryota, Fungi, Basidiomycota, Agaricomycetes, Hymenochaetales, Hymenochaetaceae. Bases 1 to 921 code for a protein of 306 amino acids. Gene Ontology annotation, biological process: protein phosphorylation.